Messenger RNA from Exaiptasia diaphana, 2333 nucleotides. Its product is annotated as geranylgeranyl transferase type-2 subunit alpha. The record is from RefSeq and is a predicted model, not a curated record. Lineage: Eukaryota; Metazoa; Cnidaria; Anthozoa; Actiniaria; Aiptasiidae. The transcript has 16 exons. The coding region runs from base 280 to 1908 and encodes 542 amino acids. Gene Ontology annotation, cellular component: Rab-protein geranylgeranyltransferase complex; cytoplasm. Gene Ontology annotation, biological process: protein geranylgeranylation. Gene Ontology annotation, molecular function: zinc ion binding; Rab geranylgeranyltransferase activity; protein binding.
UCUAAAUUUUUGGCAUUCUGCAAUUAUAUUUAUCAAUGCUAUUUUCCACUAGUGAAAUUAUCUUGUUGUAGGCUAUUCCAGUCCCUAGAGAUAAGCUUAAGAUGCACCGAUAUUAAACUCAUCAAAUCAAUAGAUGAUGAAGUAAGAACGGACCGUCAAUUCACAAAGCUUGCAGAACUAAAUCCAUGCAUAUUGUCAUCUCUUGUUCAGCAUGGCAGACUCAAGGUCAGGACAUCUGCAGAACAAGCAGCAGCAAAACAGAAAGAACGCGAGAAAAAGAUGAAAAUCUACAAUGAAGUUACCGAAAAGAUCUUUACUAAGAGAAGAAAUAAUGAGAUGGACAAAGAAGCACUUGAGCUGACAGAGCAGAUUCUUGCAGCCAAUCCUGAUUUCACUACAUUGUGGAAUUUUAGGAGAGAAACKUUUUUAGCUUUUAAAGAGAAAAGGGGUUUUGAUAGUAAGCUAGAAGAAUGCUGCAAAAAGGAAUUACUAUUCCUUCAAAGCUGUCUUAAAGUUAACCCAAAGUCAUACAGUGUAUGGCAUCAUAGACAAUGGAUCAAUGAAUUUAUGCCUCAUCCGAAUUGGAAACAAGAAAUGCAGCUUUGUAACUUAUUCUUGUCUUUUGAUGAACGGAAUUUUCAUUGUUGGGAUUAUCGGCGGACAGUAGUCAAGAAAGCAAAAAUAACACCAGAAGAAGAAUUCAAGUUUAGCACRGAUAAAAUAGUAGAAAACUUUUCAAAUUAUUCAUCUUGGCAUUACCGCAGUAAACUAUUACCUUUGAUGCAUCCUCAUGAAAGUGGAAAUCCUGAAAGAAUUGAGGAAGAAGCUUUAUUGAGAGAGUUUGAGUUGGCACAAAAUGCAUUUUUUACUGAUCCGAAUGACCAGAGUGCUUGGUUUUAUCACAGGUGGCUGCUAGGGAGAGCUCAAAUACCUCUGGAUGUCACAUGUACUUACAUCAAUACAGACCACAAAAUAUUGAUCUUAUCAUUUUCACAGUUAGUCAAGGUAUCCUUGUUAAGUCCUUCUGUUGUUAUAAACAACCAAGAGGUCCAAGGAACAUGGAGAAAUGUUUUUUCAAGCUGCCGACCUUGUUACAUAUGGAUAUUUGAUUUUGAUAUGAAUGAUACUAUCAGAACUGUUAAUGUUACAAUAACCUUAAGAGAGAAGAAGGUCACUAAGUCAGUAUCUGUAGGAAAAGGUGAGAUUGAAUCAUGGGCUCUGUCGAGUGAUAGUCAUCUUCUAAGGGCUGAAUUAACAGCAAUUCACAGUUCUUUACUGGAGAAUGAAUUGGAUUCUUGUAAAAUGUUGUUAGAAGAAGAACCUGACAACAAGUGGACAAUUUUCACCAUAGUUCUACUAAUGAGAGCUUUAGACGCUUUAACGUAUCAAGACGAGACAAACAAGUACUUAACUAAACUGUGCCAAGUAGACCCUUCUCGUCGUGGUUACUAUGACGACCUCUGCAAGAAAUUUGCCUUAGAAAACGCAAUUGAAAAGUACUGGAAAGAGACCAACAAUAUCACAGGAUGCAAAAGAUCUAUCAAUUUAUCAAAUAUGGGUUUAACCAAUCUCUACCAUAUGCAGCAACUUCUGCUGGUCAACACUGUGGACCUUUCAUCUAACGAACUKACAAACCUGGACCAAUGCAACGCAUUACAGUGCACAAAGACACUUAUAGUGUCCAGCAACAAACUACAGACCAUAUCCCUGCGCCUUAACCAAUUGGAAGAAUUGAUUGUCAACAAAAACUGUAUUAAGGAUGUCAUCUCCCUGGAAACAUUGAAAGACUGCCCACGAUUAAAGAAACUGGAUUUAAGAGACAAUGAAGUGUGUUCAUUAGUAGACUACAGGAUGAAAGUGAAAGACGUGCUACCAUUCUUACGUUACCUUGACAACGAACCAUUAUGAGCAUGAAAUCAAGAUUGGUAUUAAUGUCAACUAUGACGGACUAUCUACAAAGAUUAUUGGCGACAAAUGGUACAUCCUUGAAACAUGACAUCAAAAAUCAAGGUUCUUUUUCCAUUAAAAGCUUACCAAAAGCGGACAGAAAGCGCUUAUUGGCAUUUUGUAGUUCUUUACUUUGAUUCUUAAAAUCCUUUUAAAUCAUGCUAGCAUCAUCUGUGAGUGCUUAAACUGUGACGAACAGGAUAUUUCAUGGUAACAUCCACAUGGAAUUAACUUCAAUUUAUUCUAAAAUACAGGUGAAAACACGACUUUGAAUAAAAUAUAUACAGCAAGGCCAGCUGGUUUGCUCAAGAGCUUUAAAGGAAUAUAUUGCUAUAUUGAUAAAAAUAAAAAUGAAUUGUGAAAUGAAUAAAGAUGGUUAAGGGUCA